Messenger RNA from Balaenoptera acutorostrata (minke whale), 3370 nucleotides. It is a transcript of the gene ZCCHC10, whose product is annotated as zinc finger CCHC-type containing 10. Lineage: Eukaryota; Metazoa; Chordata; Mammalia; Artiodactyla; Balaenopteridae. The transcript has 4 exons. Gene Ontology annotation, molecular function: nucleic acid binding; zinc ion binding. The coding region runs from base 21 to 533 and encodes 170 amino acids. The record is from RefSeq and is a predicted model, not a curated record.
CAGGCCACAGCCGCGCUAAGAUGGCGACUCCCAUGCAUCGCCUCAUAGCCCGGAGACAAGCUGAAGCAAAUAAACAACAUGUAAGAUGUCAGAAAUGCUUGGAAUUUGGGCAUUGGACUUAUGAAUGCACAGGAAAAAGAAAGUACCUACAUAGGCCUUCAAGAACAGCAGAACUAAAGAAAGCUUUAAAAGAAAAAGAAAACAGAUUAUUAUUACAACAAAGCAUUGGAGAAACUAAUGUAGAAAGAAAGACCAAGAAAAAAAGGUCUAAGAGUGUAACCAGUUCCAGUAGCAACAGCAGUGACAGUUCAGCCAGUGAUUCUUCAUCAGAGAGUGAAGAGACCUCUACCUCAUCCUCCUCAGAGGACAGUGACUCUGAUGAAAGCUCCUCCAGUUCAUCAUCUUCAGCCUCCUCCACAAGCUCUUCCUCGUCCUCCGAUUCAGACUCAGAUUCCAGCUCUUCCAGUAGCAGCAGCAGCAGCACAAAUAGUAGCUCUGAGGAUGAACCACCAAAGAAGAAGAAAAAGAAAUAGAAUUGUUCCAUCCAUGUUGGACUGAUGGACUAAAAACAUUAAUGCGAUUGUCAGAAGGGAAUUUAGAAUGUGUUAAGACCAAAUAGGUUAACUGAUCAAAAUUUUUAGAGUUCAAAAGUUUCUAAAUGUUUUACAUUGUAAGAGUAUAAAGAGUAUUAAUAAUGGAUUAUAUAUAUAAAGACUUUUUUAUUUUAGGGGUGAAUCUUGGUUUUUUUUUUACCUUUAAAAUAUAUCUCUAAAAAUUAAUCAAAGCUGAAAUCUAGUAAAUCUUUUUGUGAUGAAACCUAUCUUUUCUCCCUGUGAAAUAAAUGCCAUACUUUGUUAUAUGUUAGUGCUAUGUAUCCGACAUGUUUUCAGGAUAGUGCAUCAGAAUAUCUGUCUGGCAGUGAAUUUCUAAUGCUUUUGGCUGUAUGUUAUUAUGUAAGAUUUAAUACCUCUAUAAGCUUAGAGUUUUCCUACUGUUAAUAAGUGUGCUCUAUUUUUAUGUUUAUGUUCAGAAAGUUGUUCUGACUUCUUGUCCUAAGGGAAAAGUUCAAGGAAUCUAUUAAUAAAUUUAUACCUUUUGGAUGGUACAAGUUUCAAGUUACUGUGUUGUAUCAUUCAUUUUCUUCUGGUUCUUAGAGUUACCCUUUUAUGACAAAAAUUAUUCUAGAGGAACUUAAAAAGGAACAAAAUUCUGGAACUACAUAGGACUCUAAUCUUGGUGCCUUUUGAUAAAUUCAGUGUAUCAGAAAAGAAAACAGUCAUUUAAAAAGCUAACUUAAGUAAAAGUGAUAUAAAUACCUUUGUGUGUUGAUAUGCUAUAAAAGGUACCAUUCAAAGGGGGAAAAAAUGGUAGAAGGAAGAGAGGUAAUUUUUACAGAAAAUUAGAGUGAUGUUGGUUGCCUUUUACUAAAAUAUUCUUAAGUUUUCAUAAAGAUUGCCUUUUACCAUUUUGCAAUUGUGGUAUGACAGUUUAUAUGGUAUCUGGUCGUAUAUGACAGUCUACCACAUAAAUAUGAAUGACUUGGAUUAAUCUGGUGUGUUGACAUAGCAUAUACACAGUUGAAAUCUGGCAUGAAAGUUUAAAAAGAAAUACUGCACAGUAUUUCUUAAAAGUAAAGUACCAGGCCAUGGUGAAAUUAUUUGGUUUAACAUCACAUUAUUUUGUGAUGUCUUUUAAACUUUUUGGAAAGAGGUAUCAUUUGUAGAAAAAUCUUGAUUUGGGUUAAAUAUAGGUUUUUAAAACUACAGAUGUUGUCUUUUUUAUAUUUUUAUGAAAAAGCAGUAGAAAAUUACUUUUGAAGAGAAUGGACUUCUAUUUAAAUGUUUAAAUAUAUGUAUGUUGUGAGUUUAAAGAGAUGUAAUUACCUGUUAUACAGAACCGUUGGCUUUCAACGAUUGUAAAUAAACUCUCAAAACAUCAUUUUAAGGCUCCAUACAGAAUGUGUCAAUUGACAGGCAAAUUUAAUAAACUACUAAUGAAAUACAAUUUACAAUGUAAUCUCUGUAAGGGCAAUUUUAGCAGUUAAACUUGGAAGAGAAACAAAUGUGUACAUAGGUUACAUCACUUGCAAUUAAAUAAAGCUCAGUUUGUGCUGACGAGCUUAUUAAUAAGCUGCUUUUAUCUCUUUGCUGUUUUACUUAAUGCCAUUUCUUAUCCAUUUACAUGGUAAGAGCAUUUAAAUUCUAAUUAUUUUUACUAUUACAUAUGUUAAAAGGUAUACCUGGAAAAGUACAGAGGACAGGAAAUUUAUUCUAGUCACAGUUUACUCAAAAAAGCAGAAUCAAUGGCAAAGUGGAGAGUCACUUCCAAAGAGUUUCUCCCCAUCCUGCCUAAAAGCAGAACUCUGGAUGUUGAAUCCCUGGCAAAUGUAAUAAAUGUAUUAUUUCUCAACUACAACCACAAACAUAUCAAAAGGAGACAUAAUUAGAUCAUAGGUUUUCACUCCACAAACAUUUGUUAGUAUGACUAUAUAAUAUAGUAAAUUUGUCUUGGUAUCAAAAUACGGCAUUAGGCCAAGUUAGCACUGGAAAUGGAAAAAAGUACAGAGAAGGUGUACUUUAUAGUCAUGGUUUUAUUUACUUUUUUAACUUGCUAUUUUGAACUGACUGUAGAUUUACAGAAAAUUUAUAAAAAUAUUACAAUUUCCAUGUAUACCUCACCUAGCUUCCCCUUAUGUUAGCAUCUUAUAUAACCAUAGUACAAUGAUCAGAACCAAGAAAUUAAUAUUUGAUAAACUACUGUUAAUUAAAUCAAAAGCCUUACUCAUAUUUCAUCAGCCUUCCCAGUAAUGUUCUAUUUCUGUUCCAUUAUAUUACCCAGAAAGUACAUUUAGUUACUUCUAAGUCUGAGGCUAAGUUCCUUAGUCUUUCCUUGUCUUUCAUGCCCUUGUCACUUUUGAAGAGUAUUGAUCAGUUAUUUUGUCUAAUGUCCCUCAAUUUGGGUUUGCCUAGUGUUUUCUCAUGACUGAACUGAUGUUAUGCUUUUUGGAAGAAUAUCACAGAAAUGAAGAAUUCCCAAUGUUGAUAAGUCAUUUAUUAUUGGUGAUGUUGACCUUGAUUACUUGGUGAAGGUGGCUUCAUCAGGUUUCUCCAUUGCAAAGUUACUGUUUUUCCCCUUUUAGUUGAUAGAUAUCUUGGAGGAGAUACUUUGAGACUUUGCAAAUUGUUUGUCCUUACAGUCAGCCACUACUUUUAGUGGAUCUUGUCUAGAACAAUUAUUACUGUGAUGUUUUGCAAAUGGUGAUUUUCCAUUUCCCUCUUUACUUCUACACUAAUUGGAAUUAUACUCUUAAGGAAGAGCUGCCUCUUCUCCCCCAUUCAUUUAAUAAAUGGUACUGUGGACUCCUGGAUGU